This is a messenger RNA of Chelmon rostratus (copperband butterflyfish), 2378 nucleotides long. It is a transcript of the gene glrx5, whose product is annotated as glutaredoxin 5 homolog (S. cerevisiae). NCBI's taxonomy places the organism in Eukaryota, Metazoa, Chordata, Actinopteri, Chaetodontiformes, Chaetodontidae. Bases 102 to 572 code for a protein of 156 amino acids. The transcript is spliced from 2 exons. The record is from RefSeq and is a predicted model, not a curated record.
UAAGUGUGUUGACGGACUGCUGUUAUUGCGACUUGUACAGUAGCAGGCGAGUUAACUUCGACGUUUCUCUGACCACAUUAAGCUAGAGCUUGCCGAAGACCAUGAACAGUUUAAUUAGAUCUACGUCAAGAUGUCUGCGGUCGGGAGCAGCGGUCUAUCUACCGAGACAAGCCGGCGGACUCGUGAGGUCUACCACGGCCCGGUUCCUGUGCGCGGCGGCGGACCUCCAGAAAGACCUUGGUGAGAUGGUGAAGAAGGACAAGGUGGUGGUGUUUAUGAAGGGGACGCCGGCACAGCCCAUGUGCGGCUUCAGCAACGCCGUGGUUCAGAUCCUGCGGAUGCACGGGGUGGACGACUACGCUGCGUACAACGUGCUGGAGGACCAGGAGCUCAGACAAGGAGUCAAGGACUUCUCCAACUGGCCCACAAUCCCCCAGGUGUACCUCAACGGCGAGUUUGUGGGAGGCUGUGACAUCCUGCUCCAGAUGCACCAGAACGGAGAUCUGGUGGAGGAGUUGAAGAAGCUGGGCAUCAGCUCUGCACUGCUGGACGCUGAGAAAGAAUCCAAGUAGAGGAAGAGGACGGACUUCAAGCAGCUGACAAGACAAAGGACACAUUUAUCAGAUUGAAUCCCCCACUCAGAUGAUCGCAGAUAAAUCAACUCCUAGGUAGCCAUGGGCAAAAUUGACCAACAAGGCACAGCAAGAAAACAGAUGAAAGACAAGUGUAAGCAGUUUUGUUGGCAGCACUGUAACCUCGGUUAUGAGCAUUUAUGUUCCAUACCUAUAAACAGCUUGGAGUACGAUACAGAGCUCCUGCUGUGCUGCUUAUACUCAGGUCCUCUAAGUUUGUUCAGAUUAUGUAUCUGACAGAUUAGUUAAUGUAGGAAGAAAAAAGUGGACUGUGUCCUUAACAAAGAUCCAAAAAACGAUUUUCCUGACCCUCUCCCACAUUUCUCAUCUUCUCUUUAAAGCCGCAGUUACAAUUUUUGGCCAUUGAGGGGCAGCAGAAACAAGUUGCAAACACAACACUGACAUUUAUUCCUUUAAAGUCGAUGCGGUGACCUCUGUAGCAACAUCAGCAUUCAUUUGGAGUUUUUGGCCACCUGAUGAAUGUAGUACAGUAUUUACUCUCUUUUGGUCUCCAUCAGCUCCUUGUCUCUUCAGCUACGAGCUACUAUAUUCACCAGCUAGCUGCUAACUUUCUCUGACUGCCAUUUGGUGCUGUGCCGGUAGCAUGCACUGUGUGUAUCAGAGCUUUUUGUGCUGCCUCCUGUAGACAAAAACGAGUAAACCAAAACGAGGUGAAAGAUGCAACAAAGCUGCAUAUGGCUGCAGAGUCCAGUGUUGUUAAAGGUGACCUCUUUCAUAUUACACACAGUCAUCUGAUUAUAUUAGCUUUAAUGUCUACCAAUCACUUAACACAUGGAGGAAAAACUUUAAUCUUUGCCCUCUAGUUCUUACCUUUUCAGUACUUUUCUAGCACGUCUCGAUUCACCAAUUCGAGGUUGGACUUCUACUGCCAGAGGGAGACGGUCAGGUUCCCUCCCCGUGUUUUAAUUUACACAAGAAUGCCGGCGGCCUCUAUCAUCAGCCCACUAAAAGCCCUGCCACCUCUACUGUCCACCUGUUAUCCCAAACCACAGGCUGUUCAAGACCAAACGAGCCUCAAGGUGCACCAAGACUAAAUCAGGAUCUUUAUAAUGCUGCUUGGGUCACACCAGGAAGAGAGACGAUAGAAACCUGAACUGCCUGUAGCUAAAGCUUACCAGAAGGAAGAACAAAGAGGGGACACACAGCAGUGAUUAAUAAAGCUCACGUGGGUUCAUAAUAAUGUAAAGAUGUUUUAGUUUAAUAUCUGGCCAAUAACAUCUCUUUUUUGAAUAUGUUUGUGUAGCGGAGGUGUCUACAGACACACACACCUCUCUGACCUCGUUACACACAUGCACUGUCAGUGACUUUGGCUGAACCGACACCUUUGUCCCCCUUUUGUUCUUCCUGCCAGGAACCACAUUUCACAUGUGGCGUCCUCUCAGUUUUAAUGCCUACACCCGCUGAAACGCAACAAAAACAUAACUUGAUGAAGACGACUGAUUUACAGCACAUUUGGAUGAACCCGAGCAGUUAUAUUUAAGUUUGUUGUGUCUGUCAAAGUCUGUCUGUCUUUUGUUAAUUUGUCACUGAUGGAAGUGUAUUAUAUUUUUGAGGGAUGGGGGUGUUCUUCUGCUGCACACAGUUGUAUUAUCGAAGCGAUGGUCACGUAGUACACUGUAAGAUAUUGUAUAUUGAAAGCAUAUUAUUAAGUAUAUUUUAGCUGCAUGUAAACCCUGCACCCAUUAAAUAUUUUGUGACACAAAUAACAAGCGACCUGGAGAGUCU